AUGACAAAGUAGACUGAGCUUCGAAAUUAGACGGAUCAUCUCUAUGUCGUUGUCCGAGCUUCAAUGCUGAAGAUGCAUCGAGAGAAGCUUGCCCGAGCUGGCAUCAACCACUCUCUGCACACGUGUACCAUAGCUAACAAUAAGAGAAAUUCAUGCGGAACUAUGGAUGCUUCGCUGAGCACGGUGGUUCUAAAAUAUGGAGCAGGUUCAAAUUUUGUCAGGCUUAUUGUUAGUGCGACUGCCGAGGAAUGCGGAUUUAUCUGCCAAACAUAUGCAGUUAUUUAUGGGUUUUAUCUACCAUUAUUUUGGCUACCUAAAGGACGAGGUACCCAAUUUUGAUUAGACAACGGACCAAUUGUGGAACAAUCGUGGAUCAAUCUCCAACAUGCUUGAUGGGUGCAGUGGUGCAAGUCAACGAUCGGUAAUCCCAGAGAAGUGACGACAGUGGCUACGAAUCCAUUGGAUGGUAAUCGAAUCGUGGGUGGUUGUGCAAAUGGACAGUUAAGUAAAAAUCUUCUUCUCUCAAUAAGUAAGUACUGUAACAAAUGAUAUAUGAAGCUCUGAAAAUUACAGGUGGUACUCCGACAUAUUCCAGGAUGGUCCGUCCCCAAAGGAGAUCAGAAAUCACCGAACACCUAUACACUGUUCAACGAACAAUGCUGAAAGUUCCAAUAAGCAGAUGUCCUCCUCGUUGAAGCUUUCUUCAUGGUCGCAAGCUUCUUGGUCGUCAGUCGUGUCUUGCGUCUCGGCGACGAAGCACACCCCCAACCCUCCACGCGAAAGCAUCCCUCUCAGAGUCGAUUCAACCGUUAGUCGAAUACGAUGGACGACGCUUACAAUUUAUCCACGAUAUGCGAGCACUAUUAAUUAUCAACGGAACAAGAAUUUAUAAAAAAAUAUACUUGUGUACACGUGUCGAUACAUGGAAGUUCGGUACAUGUGGUUUAUUUCUGUCUUCUCGACGUAAUGACGGUCAGGACUUUUUAAUUAAACUUGUGUGAAAUUAAUCAAGUUUACCAUGGUGGAUAAAUUACACGAGUACGAGGGUUUCGCUGGAAGGGUGCACGGCGUUCGUGAUAAAAUUAAAGAGAAAUGGGAGGUGUGGAAAGAGUGGAAAAACGGGAUACCAUUGGACCAUGGUAUCGAAGGGGUUUUGAACCAUCUCCGUGGACCACCGAAACUCGAGAGAACUUUGGACGAUUAUGCACAUGUUUAUAGAAAAAAGACACGAGGCGAACUAGUACGUGUAUCCGCGGCUGUUAUGGGAAUAGAAUUCUCUUACGCAGCUGAAACAGCAUUCGUUUCGCCCACGUUAUUAAAAAUCGGCGUGGACCAUCAGCACAUGACCCUCGUUUGGGCCCUCAGCCCUCUCAUUGGAUUCUUUGUUACACCGAUUUUGGGAAGUUUGAGCGACAGGUGCAGGUUGAAAUACGGAAGAAGAAGACCCUUUAUUUUAUUGCUAGCGAUUGGAGUGUUAAUCGGAUUGAUACUAGUUCCAAAUGGCGAAGACAUGGGUUACGCUUUCGGAGAUACACCAUCGACUCACAUUAACUAUACCGUUCCGCUUGGACAUCGAACCACAGCGAAACAAGCAAAAGAAGAUUCAAUUAAACCCCCAUCGCAUUCCUGGGGAAUCUUCUUCACGAUUUUAGGCACGGUUCUUCUCGAUUUCGACGCGGAUGCUUGUCAGAGUCCGGCUAGAGCUUAUUUACUCGACGUCACCACACCUGAGGACCAUGCAAGAGGUUUAAGUACGUUCACCAUAAUGGCAGGUUUAGGGGGUUUUAUGGGGUACGGGCUGGGUGGCAUAAAUUGGGAUGCCACAGCAAUAGGCGUCAUGCUCGGUGGACAUCUUCACGCCACGUUUACAUUAAUCACCAUCAUCUUCGUUAUUUGUGUAUCUUGUACCAUCACCAGUUUCAAAGAGAUCCCUUUGGAAUUGCUAGAAAGGGAUGAAUACCAGCAACUCCAAGAACAAAGGAAAUCUGAAGAAAAAGGUGAUGAACAAAAGGAGUAUGAUAAAAUCACCACAGAUGAAUGCGCAUCUUAUGGAACAGUGGACAAUGAUCAAGAAGUUGCUACAAGAAGAGAUGAAUUUGUUCUAAAACCUCUCCCAGUACAGGAAUCAGAAAAGAGGGCUGGUCAAGUACCUAUGAUGCCAGAUUCAACCACAGAAGGAAACAAUUAUAUUCAACCUGAUUUUGACGAGAAUAUGGAAGGAAAUCCUAAAGCUACUUUAAGGGAAUAUCUUCUUUCUAUAGUGUACAUGCCGCACAGUCUUCGCAUGGUGUGUUUAACAAACUUGUUCUGCUGGAUGGCCCAUGUUUGUUACUCUCUUUACUUCACCGAUUUUGUUGGAGAAGCUGUUUAUGGGGGUGAUCCACAGGCACCGGAUGGCAGUAAAGAACGAGAACUCUACGAAAGUGGUGUUCGUUUUGGAUGCUGGGGAAUGUCUAUGUAUUCCCUUUCCUGUUCAUGUUAUUCAUUAAUUAUUGAAAGAUUAAUUGAACGCUAUAAAGCUCGAAGGGUUUACAUUUGCGGGCUAUUAUUCUACAGUACUGGAAUGAUGAUGAUGGCGUUGACAAAGCAUCCCGUGGGAGUAAUUGUGUUCUCUUGGACCGCUGGUGUUAUGUACUCCACGUUGUUCACUAUGCCCUAUUUGUUAGUUGCACAUUAUCACGCCUCGUCGACUUUCGAGGUGACAGCAGAGGGUGAAGCCAUUCAAAGCGGAGGUGUCCGUGGUCUUGGCACAGACGUGGCAAUCGUCUCCUCCAUGGUGUUCCUAGCGCAAUUUCUACUCUCCUGCUGUUUGGGUACGAUAGUUAGCCAAUCUGGAACCACCACAGCGGUGGUCUGUGUGGCGAGCACCCUUGCUGCAUGUGGAGCCAUUUCUGCAACACAAGUCAUGUAUCUGGAUCUCUGAGUUUCAUUCUGAAAUCCUUUUUCCGCUAUCCCAUCUAUUUAUUAUUCUCUGAAACGCAAAUUUGAAAGUGGUUGGGAAGCUUUAUUUUAAAAUAUGUAUGAAGUUUUGUUGAGUAGAAGCGUUGUAAAAUUCUGAAAUUUAAACAGUUAGAUUUAUAGCAUUUAUAGAAUAAGUGGAACGCAAGAAGAAUUAUUUUUCUUUGUUUUCUAUUCAAGUUUUGUUCAAUUAUAAUACUAGAUAACAAUUUUCAUUUGAUAAAGUGAAUAUAAAUGUUUUUUUUUUUUUCUUUAAUAAGAUCUUGCGCUUUAUGAGAAUGUAAUAAUGCACAAAUAAUGGCUCUAUGUAUCUAUAUAGCAGAUACAUCCUAAAGUUAUAACUGUUAUGUGGUCAAAGGAAACCUGUAAAUAAAUGUAACUUGUAAAAACAUAAUAAAAAUACGUAGAUAGUGCAAUGUAUUUAAACGAAUGGAA
Molecule: messenger RNA, 3393 nt
Organism: Osmia bicornis bicornis
Lineage: Eukaryota; Metazoa; Arthropoda; Insecta; Hymenoptera; Megachilidae
Gene: lovit
Product: proton-associated sugar transporter A
Exons: 13
Coding region: 1019-2923 (634 amino acids)
Cellular component (GO): membrane
Molecular function (GO): sucrose:proton symporter activity
Source: RefSeq, a predicted model, not a curated record